CCUAGGAGGCCCUUCUGGCCCUGGGGGACCAAGCUCAAGCAUGCUUUGCUUUCCAAUCCUAAAAAUAUUCCCAUGUUCUCUUUAUAAAGUUCGAAUAAAAAAGAGAGAAAAGUUGAGCUGUACAUAUGAAUAUCCCAAUCAUAUUCCCACAAAAAUGGGAUAAGAAGAGAGCCAUACAUUUGGAUAAGCUUGCCUCGUCUGCGUAAAUGUCAAGCGCGUUACGAAACCAUAAAACAAAACGUUUAUAUUGAAGCUCAAGCUCAUAACCGCUCCAAAUGAUUAGACGACGCCGGAAUCGGAGCCCGAGCCGGAGAUGGUUUGGCAAACACGAUUGAGAACUGGUUCGAUUGUUACAGCAGUAGUUGCUUUCAGACAUGUUUCAGUAAAAUGGGGAUUUCAUGGCUCACCCUUUUCUGCUAUCGAUGGUUUUCCCAGAAAUUGGCUUAAUUCUGCCUCAGAGAAGCUAGCGAAAGUUAAUGAUGUUAGAUUGGGAUUUCCCUCUUCGCAUAAAGAGAAUCCAAUUUUGAGAGUGGAUGCUUCAAUAAGUUCGUUAGGACUUGUUCAGGAAGAUAGAAGUGUUCAAGUACAGAAUGUGCCCAAAAGUGGUGGCAGGCAAAACUCGUUUGAUGAGAUGAAACAAAGGUUUCUGAAUUUCAAGCAGUAUAAAUAUUUAAAGGAAGCUGAGCAUUUUAAAAAUCUUGCUGAAUUGCAAUCUCCAAAGUUUAUGGUGAUUGCUUGUGUAGACUCUAGGGUUUGUCCAUCUAACAUUCUUGGAUUUCAACCUGGAGAAGCUUUUACGGUUAGAAAUGUUGCAAAUAUUGUGCCUCCACUUGAGAAUGGACCAACAGAAACAAAUGCUGCACUUGAGUUUGCUGUAAAUACUCUUGAAGUUGAAAAUAUAUUUGUCAUUGGCCACAGCAACUGUGCAGGAAUUCAAGCUCUCAUGAGUACUCAAGAUGAAAAGAACUCAAGCUUUAUUGAGAAAUGGGUUGCCACUGCCGAUAUUGCCAAGUUAAGAACAGAAGCUGAUGCUAGUGGCCUUAGCUUUGAUCAACAAUGCAAAUACUGUGAGAAGGAAUCUAUCAACCGUUCAUUGCUUAACUUGUUAACAUAUCCCUGGAUUGAAGUCAGGGUGAGGAAAGAGAUGCUAUUUGUUCAUGGAGGAUACUAUGAUUUCUUGAAUUGUACAUUUGAGAAAUGGACCCUCGAUUUCAUAGAAGGCAACAGAUUCUCAGCAAAAGACACAGAGUUCUGGUGCUGAGUUUGUUUGCAUUCCACAAAAUAUGUUCUGCUAUUGCAAAGAUCAUAUUGAUUUUAUCAUUUUUAACUGCUAAUGUUCCUUUUUAGACAGUAAAUGUAGAUUUUUAAUGAUAAAGGUCUUGUGUGUAUAUCAACAAUUAUCAAUUACGACUUGUUGGGAAUCAAGGGACUAUAUUGUAAUAAACAUUGCUGUAAUAGGUUUUAAUAGCCUGCAUAGUAUUUCAGUUACUUCAACUUGUGAUUAAAUGUUUAUGGAGCUGCUGAUGUGCAAGUAGCUGAGUUGACAUUUAGAUACAGGCUACUGCAUAUCUGUUUGUAUUUAUGGAAAAAGACAAGUAAUGACAAAGUAUACUCUUUUUCCUA
This is a messenger RNA of Jatropha curcas, 1623 nucleotides long. Its product is annotated as beta carbonic anhydrase 5, chloroplastic. NCBI's taxonomy places the organism in Eukaryota, Viridiplantae, Streptophyta, Magnoliopsida, Malpighiales, Euphorbiaceae. The record is from RefSeq and is a predicted model, not a curated record. Gene Ontology annotation, molecular function: zinc ion binding; carbonate dehydratase activity.